This is a messenger RNA of Drosophila sulfurigaster albostrigata, 2004 nucleotides long. Its product is annotated as alanine--glyoxylate aminotransferase 2, mitochondrial. Gene Ontology annotation, biological process: glyoxylate catabolic process. The record is from RefSeq and is a predicted model, not a curated record. The transcript has 5 exons. NCBI's taxonomy places the organism in Eukaryota, Metazoa, Arthropoda, Insecta, Diptera, Drosophilidae. Gene Ontology annotation, cellular component: mitochondrion. Gene Ontology annotation, molecular function: pyridoxal phosphate binding; L-alanine:glyoxylate transaminase activity. Bases 168 to 1718 code for a protein of 516 amino acids.
GUUCAGUGCUCAGUUUCGCUUUGGACGUCGUUACGCGCGGUUCAUUGAUAUUGCGAGGCGCGCGAGAUCGGCUCCAACAAGUCCCGUUACCCGUUAAUCAUUGCUCGUCCUACGCACAGCGAGAAAUUGUAAAUACAUUAAUCAGGAAGUGCGACGCUCAAAAUAUCAUGAUGUCCAAGCGAUUGUUGACUCACACAAGACGCGCCUUGAGCCGCGCCAGCUCAACGUUGCACUCGAAGGCAGCGCCAGCUGAGAUGACUCAGGUGCACACUGAGAUGCCCGAGUGUAGUCACCAGCCGGCAUCGUACGAUGGUCCAAGCUACGAGCGAAUUCUGGAGACGCGCAAAACUCACUUGACCCCUAAUAUGUUGGCGCAUUUUAAGAAACCUUUGGUCAUCCACACUGGGCAUAUGCAAUGGUUGUAUGAUCACGAGGGUCGUCGCUAUCUGGACAUGUUUGGCGGCAUUGUCACUGUCUCCGUGGGGCAUUGUCAUCCCAAAGUAAAUCAAGCUCUUGCGGAGCAGACGGCCAAAUUGUGGCACACAACAAACAUUUACAUGCAUCCGAAGAUACACGAGUAUGCGGAACGUUUGGUGGCCAAGUUUCCGGGUAACCUCAAGUCCGUGUGCUUUGUCAACUCCGGUUCCGAGGCAAAUGAUCUGGCCAUGCUGUUGGCACGUCUUCACACCGGCAACCAGGACAUCUUGACCUUCCGCAAUGCCUAUCACGGCAUGUCGCCCUACACGAUGGGACUCACAGCACACUCCACUUGGCGUUAUCCCCUCCCGGGUGUCAACAGUGGUGUACUGCAUGUGAUGAACCCGGAUCCAUAUCAGGGCAUUUGGGGUGGAGCCGCCUGCCGGGAUUCUCCCAUCCAGACCACACGAAGCUGCAAUUGCCCGCCCUCGGGUUGUCAGGCAGGAUCGGAGUACUAUAAUGAGCUGGAGCAGACAUUCAAGUACUCGCUGCCACGCGGAAAAGUUGCUGCCAUGUUCGCCGAGUCCAUUCAAGGCGUUGGCGGCACCGUUCAGUAUCCCAAAGGGUAUCUGAAGAAGGCAGCGGACUUGGUGCGCGCCAAUGGCGGCAUCUUUGUGGCCGACGAAGUUCAGACUGGUUUCGGACGCACUGGCGAACACUUCUGGGGCUUCGAGGGGCAUGAUUACAUACCCGACAUUGUCACAAUGGCCAAGGGCAUUGGCAACGGUUUCCCGCUAGCUGCAGUGGUCACAACUCCUGAGAUUGCCGCCUGCUUGGGCCAAGCCUUGCACUUCAAUACCUAUGGUGGCAAUCCCAUGGCCAGUGCCGUGGGCAUCGCUGUGCUCGAUGUGAUUGAGGAGGAGAAACUGCAGCGCAAUUCCCUUGAUGUGGGCACCUAUUUCCUCAAUAGCCUCGCUGAUCUGCAACAGCGCUACGAACUCAUUGGCGAUGUGCGUGGCAAGGGAUUGAUGAUUGGCGUGGAACUGGUUGCGGAUCGGGAGACGCGUGCACCGCUGGCGACGCCACAUGUCCUCGAGAUCUGGGAGACGUGCAAGGAUCUGGGUGUGCUAUUCGGACGCGGAGGUCUGCACGGCAAUAUUAUUAACUUUAGACCACCCUUAUGCAUCAGCUACGACGAUGUUGAUUUUUCCUUAAAUAUUUUGGAUACCGUUUUCCGGCAACACAUGAACAAAAGACACCGCAGCUGGCGCACUGGCCCAAAAUUUCGAGGCUUCUAUUAGCAUUUCAAAUAUGAAUUGAAAUUGUAGAGUAGUAUAAGGUAUAUAGUAUUUAUUUCUUAAACAUAACUCGAAUUUAUUGAGCACAAUUUGGAGUUCAGAGAGCACAAUUAGAAUCUAAGAGCAAACUGUGAGCAUUUUACAUAACAUUCCAAUGACAAUUGAGCGAGGUAUAUAUAUAUAUAUAUAUAUAGCUUAAGUGUAAUUGAUUUAUAUAAUUGUAUAUGUAUAUAUUUAUAUUUUAGGCACAGCAUUUUCAUUAAAAGUUUAAUAAUUUGCGACAAUUUCA